AUGGCCGUAGACAAAGCUCCAAUCUCUCCCGGCAAUGAGCAGCUCCGCCUGGAAAACAUCCCAACCGCAGCUAAAGCACAAGAUGACCGUAUUGAGAACGCCCAAGAUGAAGAUACAACCUUCCAGAAACUUCACAACCUAGAAAAUGUCGACCAAUUCGGUGGACAAAUCAAGACUGAUCCCGUGGAAAUUGCUCUUGUAAAGAAGCUGGACUGGUACAUGCUUCCUGUUCUUUGGCUGAUGUACUUGUUCAACUACCUCGAUCGAAAUGCAAUCGUCAACGCAAGACUCAACGGUUUGGAGACGGACCUGGGCCUUGUCGGCAGUCAGUACAAUACUUGCGUAUCGAUUCUCUUCGUUGGUUAUAUCUGUGGACAAAUUCCUUCCAACAUGCUGCUGAACAGGGUGCGGCCAUCCUGGUAUCUGGGGGGGUUUUGCUUGGCGUGGUCCGUCGUGAGUCUGUUGACAUAUUUGGCUCACGACUAUGGUUCCAUGGUAGCCUGUCGAUUCAUCCUGGGUGUCACCGAAGCUCCGUUUUACCCUGGCGCAUUGUAUAUCCUUAGCAUGUUUUAUACACGCAAAGAAAUCGCAACUCGGAUGUCGAUAUUUUAUACAGCCAACAUGCUGGCUAGCGCAACGUCGCCUCUCAUCGCUGCAGGUGUCUUUGAUGGGCUUGAUAAAGCCAAAGGAUUGGCGGGCUGGAGAUGGCUAUUCAUCAUCCAGGGCGUCCUAUCGAUCUUAGUUGCCAUCAUGGCCUUCUUCUGUCUACCCGACCAUCCUUUGACCACGCGUUGGCUGUCCGAAACCGAGAGACAGCUUGCGAGCAACCGCAUCAUACUCGACACAACCGACCGCCGAGAGGAUACAAGUGUCUGGGUCGGACUGCGGGAAGCAGUGACAGAUUGGCGAAUGUGGGCACUUACAUUGAUGUACAACUUCCAUCUGUCCACGGCAAGCUUCCAAAACUUCCUCCCGACUGUUAUUUCGACGUUGGGCUACCCCAGAACCAUUACGUUGGCCCUGACAUGCCCCCCGUACGUUCUUGCCGCUAUCAUCACUGUUUUGGUAGCGUACAGCUCAGGCCGAUUUAACGAGCGGACUUGGCAUAUCACAGUCUGCAAGCUCAUUGUCGUUGUGGGCUUCGUCAUACCACUUGCAACAUUGAACCUGGGAGCCAGAAUGUUCGGCAUCUUUCUCUUUGUUGGAUUUACCUUUGGCAUCAACAACAUUAUUCUAGGCUGGGCAUCGGCCACUCUGGGGCAGACAAGCGAGAAGAAGGCUGCCGCCCUGGCCAUUUGCAACACCUUUGGAAACCUGGCCUCCGUCUACAUGCCGUACGUGUGGCCUUCGUCGGAUGGACCUCGAUACGUGCCUGCAUGGUCGGCAAGCAUCGGCUUCUCUUUGGGUACCUUGCUUUUGGCGUGGGCAUUGAAGGCUGCCCUGAAGAGGCAGAACAAGAAGAUCAGGGAGGAAUCUCCCGACCAGGUCAACCUUUAUGUGUAUUAG
This is a messenger RNA of Clonostachys rhizophaga, 1506 nucleotides long. The record is from the annotation of a GenBank genome assembly. NCBI's taxonomy places the organism in Eukaryota, Fungi, Ascomycota, Sordariomycetes, Hypocreales, Bionectriaceae.